AUGCGCGGUCUAGGUAUUAUAUGUCUAUGCUUGAAAUAUAAACAAUACCACCACCACCACCUGUAUGAUUUUAUCUACCAAUUUGCUGACGGUUGAAAAUAUAGUAUAUCGGUUUCGCAUGCUGGUCCUACAAAUAAUUUAGAUGGAAAAAAAGGAGAGAAUCGUUAAAAUCGUUCAGGAAUUAUGCAUGCGGUGGAUGAGAAAUACUAGGCACCCAACUGCCCGAAAAAUACGUAGAGAAGACAAUAGGCCAAAGCACAGAUUUUCCAAAUUCUACGGCGCCAUUAGAGGGGCCUGAAUGCUUGGGGGAAGAGAGUGAAACUGUCAGAGGCUGUGAACGGAAUGGCAGGAGGAGUUCGGGUGAUGUUGAAACGGUUUCGGGGUCUUUAGAAUGCGCUGCCGAGUCUUUUAUUAUUGACGACGAAGGUUCCCCUAUACUGACGAUGGAAGUUGACGCAUCUUGUGAUUUUGAUAACGUGAACAAAAGCCAAGCAAUAGAUGGAUUUUCUCUGCAGGAGAUUCAGAACGAUAGGAAGCACAAUGAGGGUCAAAUUGAGGGCUUGACUGAGAACCAGCAUUCUUUAACUACUGCUCAGCUUGAUUCACACUCAUCCAUGCUGGAUAAUCAUCCAUGCUUGGACUCACUUGCGUCCAAGAUUGAACCUAACCCCGAGGGAAUUCAGCUUAAUGAUGGAACUGCUGACCUUUUAACUGAGGAACAAUCAUUACCCACAGAUGAACUGUAUCAAAAUAACGUCCAAAGUCAUGGAGACCGUGAGGACGUCAAUAUAAAGAAGUCGACUGAGGAUGAAAAUUGCUCGAAUUCCUCCAGAUCUGCAUCAAAGAUUUCGAUUUUUCAUGAUGAAGAUUCAAUAAAACUGAGCAUGGGAAUUGAAUCUGUCCACGAUGAAGAUGCUAAUCGAUGUGACGAGAUUAUUUUGGAGAAACCAAUGCAGUUGAGAGACGAGUUAGAGCAGAAACAGAUUGUAAUCGCCGGGGAUGAAGAGAACAGCUUGCAUGUUGACAGCAUGAAUACGAAUGAAACUGAUUCACAUUCUCCUGUAUCUGCCCUGCUUACCAAAGAGGAUUCACUUGAGCCAAAGACUGACACUAAGUUAAUGGAGGUUUCGCUAACUAAUGAAGCUACUGAGCCGAUUCUUGAGAAUAAACCUUCACCAAGAGACGAGUUAGAACAAGAGAAGGACAACACAGACAACCAGAGAGGGGAUAAAAUUGUCUCGAUCAGUUCUGAACUUCCUGUUGUUGUUACAAAGCGUUCACUCAAACCAGGAACUGAAGAAUUCUGUGGAUUAGUCCACGAGAAACAAAGUCUAUCGAGGGAUGAACCCGAAAAUGAAGAGCUGAACCUGGAAGAGACUCCCAAUGCCUUAGGCAAUUCGAUCCCGAAUCCAGCGGAUUAUGGCGUUAUGACGACAAAUGAUUUGAUUUCUAGCGAUAACAAUACGAGACUCGAGGAUCAGACACAUUCCAUUCCUCUUACAGAUAAAAUGCCAUUAAAAAAUAUUCUUGGAAUGAAGGAUAUUGUCACCGAUUCAAAACAACUUGUUGACACCCAGAAAAUGCUCAGCAAGAAGAUAAAAAUUCUAGAAUUAUUGAAGUCAAAGAGAAAAAAAAAGAAAAUUAUGGAGAUUUCCGAGGAUUCUGAGAGCACUGCGUCAGUUUCUGAAGAAAAAACAAGAGAAAAGAAUGGAUGGCAACAGGAAAAGGUUAAUAAUGACUUCAACUACAGUGAGAACAGCUCAACAAGUCUGAACGACUCAUCAUCUCCCAUCUUCAAUGACAAGGAGAACGUCGAAAAUCAUUCCAGCAACUUGAUUAAUGUAGACCGAGUGAAUGCAAGUUCAAAAAAUGUGAGUGAUGAUAAGAAUGUCUCAGGUAUUUCUGGAGCAAAACUCACGACCUUGAUUACUGAUAAUCGACAUCCAGCUGAACGAAGUCUGGAGAAUGAAACCAUCGGUGCAACUUCUGUUCUCCAAUCUUCAACUGAUAGCCUGAAAAAUACUGUGAAAGAAAAAGCGAAAGAGAAGAUGGAAAUUCAGGUGACCACUGGAGUUAACCGAUCAAUGCUGAAAGGACAAAACACUAGACCAAAUACUAAUGAUCUACAGGCCAAACGUUUUGCUCAGUCUAAUUCUAAGGGACCUAUACCAUCGGAACAUCUCUCUACAGAGGAAAGCAUGCAGGAGAGGACAGCUCGAAUACAUCGACUGAGGGAACUAUGGAAAUUGAAGAAAAGACGAGAAUUACAGGAGGUGUUCUCUUGGAGAAAAUCAGUAGCUGCUGAAAUAAAAAAAGAGAACAGGGCCUAUUGGAUGCAGAAAAAGUUUCCUAAAUUAAAGAGUCAGUUUAUACUGGAUUUGGAGCAGCGUUUAACAGCAAUUACUAAAAGACGCCAGAAAGCUCUUGCUUUAAAAGCUAAGCAAGAAGCUCUUGCUUUGAAGGCUGAGCUACAGCACCUUGCCGAACGCAAAAAGCUAAAAAACCUAAAACAACUCUGCUUACAAUUCAUUAGAGAAUCGACUGAAACAUCCGCUGUACCACCACAGUCUCCACUCAGAAACCAAUCACAAGAUUCGGAUUCAGUGGUGGCAGACGAAGAACUUUCCGGUUCAUCAAAUUCUGGAUGCCAAGAAGUCAAAAUCAUAUUAGAGGAGGAAGAGAAGGAAAUGAGCACAAAUAAGCCCAAAACCUCUCCAUCCACAUCUAGAGUAGAAAUACAUAAUUCAGCACAAAUAGAACCUCAAGAACAACUAUGCACUUCAUCAGACUCUGCCGAAAAAAAUGAGUGCGAGGAUAAUGAUAUCAAAAUUAUUGAUGUAGUUGAGAAUAAGAGAGUAGAGGAACCAGAGUUUAGGGCGCCGGUAAAUUCAUCCACACCAAUGAAACAUUCACAACCGCCAGCAGCAAUCCCGCAAUCACCAUUGACUCCAGAUAAUAAAUCGAUACUCAUACACGUUGAAGAGGAAUCCCACAAAAAGUAUUACCCAAAAGACAGAUGCAGGUCAUUCCCGUCGUUCACCCAUUUCUCACUAAGGAAAUGGAGCACUUGUUCCUAUGAAGAGAAGAGACUGGAGUUUAUAGAGGAGGCGAAAAGGACGAAUGAUUUAUUUCCCAACUGCCAAGAGCCUUCUAAAACCACUUCAGAACAUCUAUCGACUCCACAAACUUCAAGACAUCAGUCAACAGUGGAACAAGUAAGCCGAAAUAAUGCUCGGAAUACUGAAGACUCUUCUUCAGCAGAUAAGUACUGUUCGGAGAAGGCAAGCAUAAUUUGCAGAAUAUCCAGUGGAUCUAUUCCAGGGUAUUCAUCCGCUUCACGACCCAAAGAGCCUAACUGCAGGAAACGAGGACGUUCGCAGUUACCAAACGAUGUGGUAAUAAAUCCCUACUGCUCCGAGCGGCAAAUUAAAAAACCAAGGCUGAUUGUCGAAAUGUCCAGAAUUUCGGGUGAGGAUUUCGAUGAACUAGAGACAUCAUCUACAGCCGUUGCAAGGACGCAUAAACAGAUAAUGGAUAAGAGAGGUUGUCGAAUCGAAACUACAAUAACUCCUGGAAACAACUCAACCAGUUCAUCUAGGAAUAGGCACAUCAAGGAGGAAGUCGAAAAAUGUGGCGAAAAAUCAUCCACUAAAGAGACUCUGUUGAAAAAAUUGAGGAAAUCACGUUCAAAUCCAGAGGAAGAUACUGCGUUUGAAGUUAUCGAUUUGAUGGACGAUUAAAUUGACUGACUCAGGAGAUAGGCGAUACUUAGGUUUGAUCGGGAGAGUGAAAUAUCCUAGUUGUAUACAACAUAUAAAUAGGGGAGAAUGGGGUAAAAUGGACACUUGACUUUUUUUGAAUAUUCGUAACUCAGAAACAGAUAUAUCAAUUGGGCUCAGUCUAAGCUCAUCAUAAAGAGGAGUCAUUGUUUGUUCCAUUGAGAAAUAAAAUUAUUUCAUUUCAUGAACAAUUCAACACCUCAUGAACAUUUCGAAAAAGGCAAAAGUGUCCAUUUUACCCCACACUCCCCUACAUGGAAAAUAAGCAAUGUUGAUUUUUGAAAUUUAACUGUUACCAUAUGAUAAAAACUUUAUUCUAGAUUUAAUAAAAUAACUGAGGUAACCAAAUUUUUGUUCGCUCUGCAUAAAA
Diachasma alloeum is the source of this 4149-nucleotide messenger RNA. RefSeq lists its product as uncharacterized. Lineage: Eukaryota; Metazoa; Arthropoda; Insecta; Hymenoptera; Braconidae. The record is from RefSeq and is a predicted model, not a curated record. Bases 444 to 3740 code for a protein of 1098 amino acids. The transcript is spliced from 2 exons.